Molecule: messenger RNA, 3426 nt
Organism: Haliotis rubra (blacklip abalone)
Lineage: Eukaryota; Metazoa; Mollusca; Gastropoda; Lepetellida; Haliotidae
Product: probable G-protein coupled receptor 63
Exons: 1
Coding region: 685-1794 (369 amino acids)
Biological process (GO): G protein-coupled receptor signaling pathway
Cellular component (GO): membrane
Molecular function (GO): G protein-coupled receptor activity
Source: RefSeq, a predicted model, not a curated record
UCAACUUAUCCUACAGAAAAGUACACACACAGAGAUAAGACUGAGAACAGUCAUGUGCUGACAAUCGUGGUGACAAUGCCUCUCAAGCUGGAACUCUGACACUGACCAACCUAGUAAUUUGUAUAUUGACGGGUGGUCUAUUGGUGUAUUUCCCUUAACAAAACACGGACUACAAAGUCGAAGAGACCUUCAACCUUCAACUACAACUUUCAUCUAUCUUGUUUGAGUAGCUAUGUGUUUUCAUGGUCUUGGGAUAUACCAACAGCUGACCACCACGUACCGUGUGUUCCCUGGGAAAUGAAGCAACCUGCAGAAGUGCUCCGUAAUCAGCUGAAAUAUAGGUUCAUGGUGUCUGUAUCUUCAAGGAUAUACCCAUCGAUGCAAGACUGAUGAUGAUACAUGUGAGAUGAUUGUAGUGAUCGAUAUAUGAUUUAUACACACGGUGAUACAGGUAACAACAGCGGAAAUACAUGAUUGUUAUACCAGAUGAUACAAGUGACUAAACAUGAGAAGAUACUUCGAGAAGACAUACAAGUAUAUGUCGAAGCUCUUACCACAUUCAACGUACAGAGAGUGCUUUCGACAACUGAAAGGACACCCAAAAUGACCAAACACUCUCGUAUCCUGAAUACUGUUGUUAUAUCCUACACCCGAUGAUACAAAGUGUGAUACAUACGAUGAUACAUGGAUGUUACUAAUUUAUCUGACGUCAUCAACGUGACUACCUCCUGUCCUGUACCAUCACUACAUCUUCACCUUGCUUCUGUACCAGCUCCUGCCAGGCGCGUGUUAGCAUCUUUCCUGUUGUUGACGAUGACAAUCGCGUUUGGCGGGAACUUUGUCGUCUGCUGGAUUGUGUACCGGAAACCAGCCAUGAGAUCCGCCAUCAACCUGCUACUGGCACAUCUUGGCCUGACUGACAUAUGUCUGUCGUCCGUCUCUAUUCCAGUAGCAGUGACCGGUCUGUUAUCAGGACGUUGGAUCCUAGGACACACAGAGUGUGUCAUGACCGGUUUCUUUCACAGCCUUCUGAACACAGUCGGCAUCUAUACACUGCUGGCGAUCAGUGUAGACAGGUAUCUUAUCAUUGUCAGCAGGACAGAGAAGCUGACGGUUACUAGGGCCAAGAUCAUCAUCCUGCUUUCAUGGGCAGUAGCAGGUAUACUGACCUUCCCCCCUGUUGUUGGCUGGGGUGAGUACCGCCCGGAAGUGCAAAUCCUGUGCAGCGUGGGACGAUCACGUGGUGUGGGUGAUGCGGUGUAUGUGAUGCUUGCAACUGUCCUCACAACAUUCGUGCCGCUUCUGCUGAUGUUCCAUUCUUUUCUAUGCAUUAUGGUUACCAUGAGGAAGAAGUGUUCCCGCGUUCAGGAUCAACCACAUGGCGUUUGUAUAUCCUACAACAGAAAGGUUGUCACCGCAACUCUCGGUACCGUCCGAAGAUUGAAAAUUGACGUUGGAUUCAAGACCAGGUCUUUCAAGACGAUCCUGCUACUCUUUGUGGUGUUGACAAUUUGCUGGGCCCCUUACAGCACGUGGAUGAUGCUGAACAGCUUGGUCCAGGAAGACUCGUCCAAUUGGGGGCCUCUUCUCUCAUGUGUUUGUUCAUUAAAGGCAGCCAUUAAUCCAAUAAUUUACUUUGCUCGCAUCAAGAAGUUCAGGGAAGCAUGUCUCAGUUUUGUUCCCAGAUUCUGUUGGCAGGUGUCGUGUGUGCCUACAUCUCUGCGGAGAAAGGUCAAACCAAGCACUGUGUAUGAAACCAGGGAACAUCCUUCAAGUCAAUGUACACGAAGUUGAAUACGGAAUGCUGAGUGACAAGAGAUUCACAGCCAUGGGGCAUUUAAUAGUCUGUCAUACACAAAUAUACUCUGAAAUUGAAAGUCUCUACUCUGAUAAUGGAGAGCUCCUUUUAUUUAUAUACUCAAGGGCAAAGGUUAGUGUAAUCAAUACAUUUGUUUAUAUAGAUGAGAAAAGGUUUAUAAUGCAUUUUAAUAUUCUUUAUAAUAACUUAAUCCAUAACCCAAGCAGGGCCCUGUCGAUAGUUUUGUUUUGCAUGUGUUUUUCGUGCUUUCAAGAAGUCCGUGGAAAAAAAGGCAUAAAACGGCAUUUCUCAAAGCCACAGCUAACUGAAGAUGAAAGAUGGCGGGCCAUUGGAAUACUUGAAACCGGAACACGAGUCCGGUUUCCUCUUGUACCGCGCUGAUGGCCGAACCCGAUCUGUCCUCUAUCGAACACGUCUGGGACGAAAUGGAGAGGAGAUUGUAACGUUGGCCAAAUCCUCCAGUUACGCUUCGGGAUCUCCGCCAGGUGCUUCCACAGAUAUGGAAUACCAUAACACAAGACUUCUUGCGACGUUUGAUUGGCUCUAUGAAGCGCAGGUGUCAAACAUUCAUCAAUGCUCAAGGUGGACAUACACGUUAAUGACUGUGUGAAUUUCAUUUUGAAAUUGUGGAAUGAUUUUAUAGCCAUAUUAAAAAUUCUCAUCAUAAAAAUAUUAGUUGUUAAUCUAACUUCAAGACAAUCACAAUAAAUUUUGCCUUUGAGUAUAUUUUAUUACUAUAAUCUGGGUCAUUUUUCUGUAAAAUAUGUUCAUUUUAGAUGUUAGUCCAGACAUUUGGAUGUUACUAUGCCUACUACGCAGUUACUAUGCAUCCAAAUUACUGUACGAAUGUGAACACUAUUGUUUAACUAACCUGAUGGCCAUAUCUGACAAAGAUCUGCGGUGGAUAUAUUUUGACAAGUAAAGGUUCUUACAAGGGAAUGAAGAAGGGUGUGCAGAAUUUAGCAAGGGUAUGUACAGUGAUGUAUGUCACAAGGGUCUGUGGAGAGGCGAAUGUGCCAGGGGUCCGUCGAGUGAUGACCAGGGGUCCAUCAAGUGAUGAAUGUGCCAGGGGCCAUCGUGUGAUGAAUAUAUACCUAUCGAGAUGAUAUGAAUAUGCCAGAAGUGUAUCGGGUUGAUAUGAAUAUAUACGUCAGGGGUCUCUAGAGUAAAAAAGGGUUGCUAUGGUGAUGAAUGUGCAAUGGGUCGCUAUAGUGAUGAAUGUGCAAAGGAUCUAUAGUGAUGAAUGUGCAAAGGAUAUCUAUAGUGAUGAAUGUGCAAAGGGUCUCUGUAGUGGUGAAUGGGGAAAGGGUCUCUAUGGUGAUGAAUGUGCAAAAGAGUCUAUGGUGAUGAAUGUGCAAAAGGAUCUCUAUGGUGAUAAAUGUGCAUAGGGUCUCUAUGGUGAUGAAUGUGCAGAGGGUCUCUAUGGUGAUGAAUGUGCAGAGGGUCUCUAUGGUGAUGAUUAUGCAAAGGGUUUCUAUGGUGAUGAAUGUGCAGAGGAUCUCUAUGGUGAUGAAUGUGCCGAAGGUAUCUAUGGUGAUGAAUGUGCAGAGGGUCUCUAUGGUGAUGAAUGUGCCCAUGGUCUCUAUGGUGAUGAUUGUGCAGAGGGU